AUCCUUGGGCAAAACCUAGGAGGCAGUGGAAAAGCCAAAAAUGCAGGGCUCUGGCUGCUUCCUAGUUUUCUUUCUUUUCUUUUCUUCAUUCUCUUCCUUCUCCUCUGCUCUAACCAAUGCCGAAGCGUCCUCUAUUGCACGUAGACAGCUGUUAGCCCUCCCUGAAGGCGGUGACCUUCCUGAUCAUUAUGAAUUUGAGGUUGAGUUGAACCUGAACUUUCCCAACACCAGGCUUAGACGUGCAUACAUUGCACUUCAAGCAUGGAAAAAGGCCAUAUACUCAGACCCUCUUAAAACAACAGAGAACUGGGUUGGUGCUAAUGUCUGCUCUUAUACCGGAGUGUUCUGUGCAAAAGCUCUUGAUGACCCAGAAUUAGAGGUUGUGGCUGGCAUUGAUCUCAACCAUGCCGACAUUGCAGGAUACCUUCCUGUUGAAUUAGGCCUGUUGACAGACAUCGCCUUGUUCCACAUAAACUCCAACAGGUUCUGUGGUAUCAUCCCCAAGAGCUUCUCUAGGCUAACUCUUCUCCAUGAGUUCGAUGUUAGCAACAACCGGUUCGUGGGAUCGUUCCCAGAAGUUGUCCUGCAUAUUCCAAACCUCAAGUAUCUUGACCUCAGGUUUAAUAAUUUUGAGGGGAAAUUGCCUCCUGAGCUCUUCAACAAGAAAUUGGAUGGCCUGUUCUUGAACGACAACAGGUUCACAUCCACCAUUCCUGACACGCUUGGUAACUCCCCUGUCUCAGUUCUUGUGGUCGCCAACAAUGAUCUUGAGGGCUGCAUCCCUAACAGCAUUGGAAAGAUGGUAAACACUUUGAACGAGAUCAUCUUGUCCAACAACAAGUUUGCUGGGUGUUUGCCUCCUGAAAUCGGAUAUCUCUCAAAGGUGACUGUGUUUGAUAUUAGUUCAAACACAUUCAGUGGGAUCUUGUCCAAAACUUUCAAAGGCCUAGAGAAGUUGGAAGAGGUGGAUAUUUCACACAACAUGCUAACUGGGUUUGUUCCCGAGAGUAUAUGCACAUUGCCAAACUUAGUGAACUUCACGUUCUCUUAUAAUUUCUUCAAUGGUGAGACCCAAGAAUGUGUACCGUCUUCUCGGAAGAACGUUGUGUUUGAUGACAUAAGCAACUGCUUACCAGAUAGGCCUCAACAAAAGUCAGCAAAAGAAUGUCAAGUUGUGGUUAGCAAACCAGUGGAUUGCGGUAAGGCAAAGUGUGGAGGUGGACAAGGAGGUGGACAAGGACCAUCAAAACCAUCUCAGCCUCCAGUUGAGAAGCCAAGGACACCAAAGCCAGAACAACCUAAACAACAACCUCCUCCACAACCUAAGCAACAACCACCAAAACCAUCACCGGAAUCGGUUCCAACACCUUCUACACCCAAACCACAACCCCCUAAAGAAGAACCUCCCAAGGAGGAACAACCCCCCAAAGAGGAGCCACCAAAGGAACAACCUCCAAAAGAGGAGCCACCCAAGGAACAACCUCCCAAGGAGGAGCCACCCAAGGAACAACCUCCCAAGGAGGAGCCACCAAAAGAACAACCACCCAAGGAGGAGCCACCAAAGGAAGAGCCACCAAAGGAGGAACCACCCAAGGAGGAGCCACCAAAGGAAGAACCACCUAAAGAGCAGCCACCAAAGGAAGAACCUCACAAAGAGCAGCCACCAAAAGAAGAACCACCCAAGGAGGAGCCACCAAAGGAAGAACCACCCAAGGAGGAGCCACCAAAGGAAGAACAACCCAAGGAGGAGCCACCAAAAGAAGAACCUCCCAAAGAGCAACCACCAAAGGAAGAACCUCCUAAGGAGCAGCCACCAAAAGAAGAACCACCCAAGGAGGAGCCACCAAAGGAAGAACCUCCCAAGGAGGAACCACCAAAGGAAGAACCACCUAAGGAGGAGCCACCAAAAGAAGAACCUCCCAAAGAGGAGCCACCAAAGGAAGAAACUCCCAAGGAGGAGCCACCCAAAGAACAGCCUCCUAAGGAGGAAACACCAAAAGAAGAACCUCCCAAAGAGGAGCCACCAAAGGAAGAAUCUCCCAAGGAGGAGCCACCCAAAGAACAGCCUCCUAAGGAGGAAACACCCAAAGAACAGCCUCCUAAGGAGGAGCCACCCAAGGAGCAACCUCCCAAAGAAGAGCCACCAAAGGAAGCACCUUCCAAAGAGGAGCCACCUAAAGAACAGCCUCCUAAAGAGGAACCACCCAAAGAAACUCUCACACCGGAACCAUCUCCAGAACCAGUUGCUAGCCCCCCUGAAAUAGUUGAAGAAGGACCACCACCACCUGAGCCUACCACUACAAGUCCUAGGGUUCCAGUUCAUCCUCCCCCUCCAGCACCUGAACAAACUUUUGUCCUGGUUUUAGAGAAUUCAGGGCAAUUUGAUGAUUGA
This is a messenger RNA of Prunus persica (peach), 2392 nucleotides long. Its product is annotated as pollen-specific leucine-rich repeat extensin-like protein 1. The record is from RefSeq and is a predicted model, not a curated record. The coding region runs from base 41 to 2392 and encodes 783 amino acids. The transcript has 2 exons. NCBI's taxonomy places the organism in Eukaryota, Viridiplantae, Streptophyta, Magnoliopsida, Rosales, Rosaceae. Gene Ontology annotation, molecular function: protein binding.